Messenger RNA from Aureobasidium namibiae CBS 147.97, 1302 nucleotides. Its product is annotated as Phosphotyrosyl phosphatase activator. NCBI's taxonomy places the organism in Eukaryota, Fungi, Ascomycota, Dothideomycetes, Dothideales, Saccotheciaceae. Bases 1 to 1302 code for a protein of 433 amino acids. Gene Ontology annotation, cellular component: cytoplasm; protein phosphatase type 2A complex; nucleus. The transcript has a single exon. Gene Ontology annotation, molecular function: peptidyl-prolyl cis-trans isomerase activity; protein tyrosine phosphatase activator activity. Gene Ontology annotation, biological process: mitotic spindle organization. The record is from RefSeq and is a predicted model, not a curated record.
AUGCCGCCUGCCGAACCCCUCUCCGAUACGCAGAUCCCUAGUCCGCCACCAGAUCUCUCCGCUAAGCUCCCUAAACUCAUCCCUCGCCGCAAGCAAGACAAGUCGACCGAACCUCCGUUAAAUCCACCACCACCGACUCCCGCUCUCCCUGCCCCGCCGAAAAAGGAAGUCAUUCAUUUUCAGCAUCCUAUACGCCGCAUUCUCUCCAAGAAAGAUCAUGAUCUGUUCCUGAACUCUCCCACAUACGACCUGGUCACGGCCUUUGUAUUUGGCCUCUCAGACUCAGUCCGCCAAACCACCGUCACUUCUGUCCAGAAGGCCCAAAGAGAUCCUGUCGUCAGCACAAUUGUAGACAUACUAGAAGAAGCAGAGAAGACAGUAAGAGAGUGCCCUGCUGAGGAUGCUGGAGGCUCCCGCUUCGGCAACAAGGCCUUCAUCACAUAUCUUGACAAGAUCGAGACGUUGCUCAAGUCAUGGCACGACAAGCUCGGCGUGACAGAUGCCGCUGCUCGGGACGAAGUUUCGACAUACAUCUUCCAUUCGUUCGGCAACAAGACGAGAAUCGACUACGGCUCCGGUCACGAACUCAACUUCCUCAUUUGGCUCCUCUGUCUGAACCGCCUAGACCUUCUCCCUCAAUCCACCUUCCCACAAAUCGCCCUCACAGUCUUCCCUAGCUACCUACGUGUCAUGCGUGUUGUCCAGUCAACAUACUACCUCGAGCCUGCUGGCUCACACGGUGUCUGGGGUCUCGACGAUUACCAAUUCGCUCCCUUCCUGUUCGGCAGCGCCCAACUCAUUCACCAUCCUCACAUUCGCCCCAUGUCGAUCCACAAACCACUCAUCCUCGAAGAAUGCUCCAAAGACUAUCUCUACCUCGAACAAGUCGCCUACGUCAACAGCGUCAAGAAUGUUGACGGCUUGCGUUGGCAUUCGCCCAUGCUCGACGACAUCAGCAGCGCAAAGAACUGGGAAAAAGUAGAAGCUGGCAUGAAGAAAAUGUUUGUCGCCGAAGUCUUGGGCAAGUUGCCAGUCAUGCAGCACUUCUUGUUUGGUGGCCUUGUGCCAGCAGUGGAUGGCAUGAGCACAGAAGACGAGACAGAUGUCGCUGGAGAAAUGGAAGAGACAGAAGGUGGACAAGGUCAAGUUGCUCCUGAGGGUGGCAUGAAACACGUUCACGAUCACAGCGGCAAGACUUGGGAUGACUGCUGUGGUAUCAAGGUUCCCUCUGCCAUUGGUGCCAUGCAAGAGAUGAAGAAACGACAAGGCGGUGAAUCUUUGAGAAGAUUGCCUUUCGAUUAG